Messenger RNA from Drosophila busckii, 521 nucleotides. RefSeq names its product transmembrane protein 230. NCBI's taxonomy places the organism in Eukaryota, Metazoa, Arthropoda, Insecta, Diptera, Drosophilidae. The transcript is spliced from 2 exons. The record is from RefSeq and is a predicted model, not a curated record. The coding region runs from base 50 to 448 and encodes 132 amino acids. Gene Ontology annotation, cellular component: endomembrane system.
GUGAACAAAUUAAGAAUCGCGGUUUGUUUACAUUUCUUAACUUCCAAACAUGCUGCAUAAUGCCAAUAAAUCUGACUCGAGACGGCGUCUUAAUGCGACUGGAGCGUCUGCCUCGCCUGGCGGAGACUAUAUAAGAGUUGGCGAGGGACCUACAGAAACAGAUGGCUUUGUACAUGAACAGUGGGUAUUGCCAGAUGUGGAGGAAAAAACGCCUUGGAAAACCAUUGCAAUAAUAUUUGUUUUGUUUGUGGGUGGAUCGAUUUGCAUUUUCUGCGCGGCUAUGGACUUGAAGGCUGGCAGCUUUAAAGAUAGUACAGACCGAUUUUGGGCGCUUGUAAUAAUAGGUGGACUAACAAUUAUACCUGGUGGUUACUACUUUUAUAUUCUCGUCUGUAUUGGUCUACGCCGUCCAGGUUACUCGAUGGAUGAUAUACGCCGUCUGGGCUAAAAUAAGUAAACAUACUAAUUUUUUUUUGUGUUUUUAUUUGAACUUUUUGUUAUGUUUCACUAGCAUUUUAUAU